Messenger RNA from Penicillium nucicola, 522 nucleotides. RefSeq lists its product as uncharacterized. Lineage: Eukaryota; Fungi; Ascomycota; Eurotiomycetes; Eurotiales; Aspergillaceae. Bases 1 to 522 code for a protein of 173 amino acids. The record is from RefSeq and is a predicted model, not a curated record. Gene Ontology annotation, molecular function: carboxy-lyase activity. The transcript has a single exon.
AUGCCCGUCCUACCAACUCUACAAGGCUCAACCUUUGACGCGGACAUUCGCGACCGCCAUAUGAUCUACGACUACGACGCAAAAGACACACACGGCCAACCCGAAAAAUGGCGCUACGAAAUGUGGUUCUACAACGAAGAUCGGAUCGUGUACGCCAUCCACGGAGGUCCAAUGGCAGGCCGAAAGAACUUCCAAACUGCAACGUACCAGUGUAUCCGCCCGGGAGAGCUAUGGCAAUGUAAUUGGCUAGAGGAGACGGGGACUAUCUGCUCGCUGGUGUUUGAUAUCCCGAACCAACGGAUCACGACCCUACUCGGCUUUUCGAAGGGACACUGGGAGCAGAAUGAGGCUGCCCAUGGUGAUAAGCGGAAUCCCGAGGAUCUUGCGCGGUGGAGGAAAUUGGCUAAGAUUGGGGACUCGCAGGCUGAUCGGGUGCUUUUGAGUGAACAGGCGGAUAUUUUGGAGGAUUUCAGGGGGCCUGGGGACUUGGAGGGGAUUCAGAUGGAGUGGCCUACUUUGUAA